Heteronotia binoei (common prickly gecko) is the source of this 1120-nucleotide messenger RNA. RefSeq names its product MIF4G domain containing (gene MIF4GD). Gene Ontology annotation, molecular function: translation activator activity; protein binding; RNA binding. The transcript has 6 exons. Bases 170 to 838 code for a protein of 222 amino acids. Lineage: Eukaryota; Metazoa; Chordata; Lepidosauria; Squamata; Gekkonidae. Gene Ontology annotation, cellular component: cytosol. The record is from RefSeq and is a predicted model, not a curated record. Gene Ontology annotation, biological process: regulation of translational initiation.
CCCCUUCCGCUUGGGCUUGCUGGGAAAUGACCUCAGAAGAAACCCUCCGGGGUUUGCAGGCCAUGGAAAGAAUCCGUCUUGCGGGAGUCGCUCCCGGACGCCGGAGAGGUUGAAAAUUCGUCACUCUCUGCUGCUUUCCUGACCUCACACCACUGAAGCAGAGCAAGAGAUGGGAGACACGGGCAAAGAUGACUAUAAAAUACACUCAUUUGAUCUCGAGAUUCAGCAGCUACUGAAAACAGCCCUCAAAGACCCCAGCAGCGUGGACCUGGAGAAAGUGGCCAAUGUAAUUGUGGACCAGUCCCUCAAAGACUGUGUAUUCAGCAAAGAAGCCGGGCGUAUUUGCUACACCAUCAUUCAGGCGGAAAACAAGAAAGUUGGCCAGAGUGUCUUCCGGCGAAGUCUUCUCAACCGACUUCAGCAGGAAUACAAAGACCGUGAUGAACUGCGAGCUCGUUCUCGCCAAGCCUGGAUCUGCUACGUCACCUUUAUCUGUAACAUCUUUGAUUACUUGAGGGUCAACAACAUGCCCAUGAUGGCGUUGGUGAACCCGGUUUAUGAUUGCUUGUUCCGACUGGCCCAGCCUGACAGCUUGCAGAAGGAGGAAGAGGUGGACUGCCUGGUGCUGCAGCUGCACCGUAUCGGGGAGCAGCUUGAGAAGAUGAACUCCCAGAGGAUGGAUGAGCUCUUUUCCCUCCUAAGGGACGGCUUCCUGCUGCAGGAGGGACUCAGCUCCCUUUCCCAGUUGCUACUGCUGGAGAUUGUUGAGUUCCGGGCAGCCGACUGGAAGAUGACGGAAGCAGCCCAGAAAUACUAUUACAGCGAGGUCACAGAUUGAGUGGAUAGUUGCUGUCGCCUGCCCAGAGGCAAGGGUUGGAUUUCGACUGCUUUUCACCAGCAAACUUCAAACCAAACAAAAACUGUGACUAUUUUUAACUUUUCUUCCCCUAUCACUUUUUGUACGUAGAAUGUAUAACACAUUCGCUUAAUAGUCCUUUUAUUCUAGGGAACUGGCGGCUGAAACUGGGGGAGGAGGGCAGCCUGAUUUAGGAGAAAAUAUUAUUUUAGAACUGCUGUUUGCACAGCAUUGCACUAAAUAGAGACCUGUACUGAUCAGUCA